Messenger RNA from Zea mays, 2288 nucleotides. RefSeq lists its product as uncharacterized. Lineage: Eukaryota; Viridiplantae; Streptophyta; Magnoliopsida; Poales; Poaceae. The record is from RefSeq and is marked predicted. Bases 48 to 1928 code for a protein of 626 amino acids. The transcript is spliced from 5 exons.
CCAGCAACAACCAACCCCCCUCUUCCCCAUCUCUUUCCCGCUCCAAAAUGGCGGAUUCACAGGCGGAGGCGAUGAAAAAGGCGUACGCCGGGAUCAUGCUCAACAUGGCGCAGGAGUCGGCGGCGCGGGUGCUGGCGGCGGAGCGGCGAGCGGCGGCGCUAGCUGCCGGGCUCGAGGCCGCGAAGGAGGACGGCGUCGCUACGCUCCUGCGGGUCAAGGCCAUCAUGGAAGCCAGGAUAAAAGAGAAAGACCUGGAAUCUUUGGUGCAUGUUAAGAAGAUAAAGGAACUAGAAGAGCAAUUGCAUGGUUCACAAAAUGCUAUGGCCUCGCUUAAGGUUGAGCUGCAGAGGGCAAUUACUGAAUUAGAGCUGACAAAGAAAACUUUAGCUGAUGAAAGAAUAAAUAGCCUUCCCACAUCUAACAACGUUUAUUCUAAUAAAAAUGGUAGCCCUCUUUCUAAGAUACAUCAACAAGGAGGAAAUAUAUUGUUGAAGAAUAAAAAGUUUGCUGACAAAAGUGAUGAUACUUGCCUUGUUCCAAUCACCGAGAAGGAGAAUGAAGCAGUGGAAAACUUGGAGGACAUGGAUCGUCGCAGUCCUGAUCUUCCAUCAUUAAUGGUAAGGAACAAGAAACCAAAGUUCUAUCAUAAUGGGUGUACACAGCGAAUCCAUGCACUUAAACAGCAGACUCAAAGUACAGAUGCAUUCUGGAAGCAAAAUCAGAAGCAGGUCACUGCAUUAAAUAGCUGCUCAAAGGCCAGAAUGAACAAUGCUGCAAAAAACCCAAGGUCCAUCAUGGAACAAAUACUUCAAACAAAUUUUUUGGGUAAGUUCAAGCGCAAGAGAGGCAGAAGAAGCAGGCCUAGUUAUAAGCAUGAUAAUUCUAGUGAGCAUGGGGAAGCGGAAUAUAAGUUAUCUGAUAGAUCUGAAUCUGAUGGAAAUGGCUGCUUGCUGCUACUUCAGGCACUUGAACAGGAUCUUUCACCUUCAAAGAUGUCAGCUGAACAUGAUGGGGAGGCUUUAACUGACCUGAAGGAAGACUUCAAAAUGAGCAGGAGGGAUGCUGAGUUAAGUCGGUGUAAUGCUUUCCCAGAACUGAUUGAUGUACUUGCAGUCAACAACAUGCAAAUGAAAAGAAGAAAAAGAACAAAGACCGUCAGGGUUUUGGAAGAUGAUUUUUCCGAUACCAAAAGUGUUCCUGAGCCAGAUAACAUCCAGCUUAUGACCAGUGAGAAAAGCAUGUCUGGUAAUCAAUUGGUUUCUGGGAUGACUAAGAAUCGCUCUGAUACACCCACCAGAAACAGUGACCGUUUCUUGAAAUGUGCUACUGGAAACAUGAUGCAUCAGACUGAUGCUGGUAAUGGUCAAUUUGAUCCUGAAAUCAGCUCUGCAGUGUUUCUUCAGUCUAUCAAAAGUGAAACUACAGAUUAUGGUAACUUGGCGGUGGACCAGCAGGAGCUGAUAACACCAAAUAAUAAUACUGCAAGCUUGAAAGAAGUUAAUGAGGAUGGAAGCUGCAGUUUGGCUUCACCUAAGACUGAUACUUCGACUCUUAGCUCCGUAGACAAAGAAAAUUUGAAGGCGUCUUCUGGAGUUCCCGUGCAAGCUUUAGAGAAACAAGAUGUUUCAGUUGGCAGCUCCCUGAACAAAAAAGAUCAUACAAAGGCAUCUUCUGGAGCUUCCAUGCAAGCUGAAGGUGCCAGACACAUCAAAUACACAUUCAAUCGCAGAAAGCGCAAGGGUAUGUCUAUUAACAGCACCCCUCAACGUGCUGUUCCUGAAGAGAGCAGUGACCUGUGUAGUCCAACUAACAAGCAAAAGCUUCAUCCAGAUCAUGUGGAACUGAAUCAUCUGAUAGAUUCUCCACAAGGCGACAGUCUUCUAGUCCAGGUUGCCGAACAGCUCAUUUUGUUGUCAGAGCAUAUGUGAUGAGAGUUUUGAUACAUGAAGCUGAAGAAAGGACUGGUUUGGUGACCUAAUAAUUAGGAGACUCCUGAUCAGUGAAUUUUGUAAUAUUCUAAAUCCAUUAAUUUCUUCCCUGGGUGCGUAGGAGACUUCCGGUUGCGACAACAGAGGUACUCGAGGCGUGUUACUGUAGCAGAGUGUAUAGACUUAGCAGUAAGUUCUACUAUUAUUUAGCUGAUGAAAUUUAAUUAGUGUUUAAGUAGGUGAUAAAUUAUUAGUUAUCUUUGUGUAAUUGUGUUAUUUAUCGACUUGCCAGAAUUCAGAAGGGAAAGAAUUGCUCCCUGCACAGAUGUAUUUAAAUUUUGAAUCAAUUUCUAUCACUUU